UGAAAUUUAUAAGCAUGUUAAGUUGGUCCCUUAAGCUAAAAAAUAUAAUGUCUAUCCGCCUUUAUUAUUGCUAUUUCAAAGCCCACUUCAGUAACGUAAGGCACGUAUUAGCCGCAACGUUUAUGCCAUCUACCAAUCACAGCUUGCGUAAGUGACCUUCAAGUGCUCAGCCUCUCCAUAAGCCAUUUGUGCCGCUAUCCUUUCUCUCAAAUCACUGAAGUAUGGUAGAAAUCUGUUAACUUGUAUGACGUUAACGUAUUUCACUCCAUGUAUUGAACUGAUUACACUUAAUCGAAUUUUGUGAUGCGGUUUUUAGCUGCAAAAACAACAUAUUGUCUCAGCGUUGUUCAAAAGUAUGACUACGAAAAUUAUUUGUGUUCAUUACUUCUUCCUGGCUCAAAAUAUGGCUUCGCUCUAGCUUUGAGAGCGUUUAAUGUAGAAUUAGCCCAGAUAUAUGAUCGUGCCAAAAAUAUAGAACAAGCCAAAUACCGAUUUCAGUUUUGGAAGGACAUUGUUGAAUAUCUGUUUAGUGGUUCUGCUAGUUCUUCGCGGUACCAUACACCUCUUGAACAGGAGCUCAAAGAGGCAGUUUCAAGUUUGACACUGUCAAAAGAACGCUUCUACCAACUGAUAACCUCAAGAGAAAGACAUUUCAACCAAUCUUCGUUUCUUACCUGCAAAGCAGCUGAAGCGUAUUUUGAUGAUACCUAUACACCAAUUCAUUGUUUAUUAUCUGAAGCCUAUGGAUUCGAAAUGGUAACACUGAGUCCAUUGCUGAGUCAUUUAGGAAAAGCACAGGGUAUGGUGAAUAUGUUGAGGAGUUCUGUUCUGUUAGCUCAGCAUAAGAAUGUCGUGUUAUUUCCUUUGGAUUUAAUAAAUCAGCAUAAUUUAACUCAAGAACACAUACUUCGUUUCUUACGUACGAACAUAUCAUUAAUAACACGUUCCGAUGAUGAAGCUGUCAAAGCCCUGACAAAGGAUAUUGCUUCACUGGGUCAUUUUCACGCCAAACGUGUUUCAAAAUUGGCCUGUGAAAUUAUGCUGAAAUCAUUCUCUACUCCAACAUUCAAUUCAUUAAAACUACAAGAGAAAGAUAUGCGACAGCGUAGCUUAAUACGAAGUACAUUGCCUAGAUUAUUACUGCCUUUAGUGCCUGUAAUUAAUUAUUUGAAUUAUUUAGGUUAUUCAGCCAACUUUGACGUACGCCUUAAUUACAAGUAUAGUAAUGGUCUGUUACCAUUACAAUUGUGUUGGAAUGCAUGGCGUAAUAAAAUACCCCAAGGUCUUAAAAAAUAAUUUUUUUUCCUAACUCCUAUUCUGUCAUUGAGUUUAUGCAAAGUAACAUUUUUUACUCAUAGUUUUUUUCCAGACAAAUGAUUGGUCAGUUUACAGAAACUGUAGAUAGUGUACAUAGUUAUCAUCUUUUGUUUUUUGUUUGUUUGAAUCCAACGCAAAAUGUAUCCCAAUUGCCUUUUAUUACUACGUUGAUGUUUAUUUUAGCUUAUUUGUCAUAAUACUUAAUUCAUGGUAAGUACUAAAAAGGUUAAGUCAUGGAAAUAUACUGUUUCGUGGUGUAGUGAUUGUUAGGCCAUAGACAUAUGGAACAAAUUCUGAUAAUGAGGUAUUGUCUAACAAAUAUUCAGGGUUUGUUAGCUUUAAAUGAUUAUAAUCUUCGUCAUAUAUUUCUAUGCGUGACAUUUUUUAUUUAUCAUUCUACUUAAACUACUAAAUCAUAUUGUCAUUUAGUUGAUUGUGAUUAGCGGCGGAAUACAGGAUUCGCUUUUCAUCUUAUUUGAGAAUUAUCAGCUAAAUGCACUUGCAUCCUCAGGUAGCCUGUCAACGAUGUAAGGAUAGUUAGAAAUAGUUGUUCGAAGAAUAUUAUCUUGUUAUUAUUAUCAUUAGAGGUUGUGGUAUUGUAAACAACUACCAGACACCCACGUUAAAAUACUAUGGGUAGUAAGAAUAAAAGUUAUCCUAGCUGAGAUUACAUUUUUAUCCUCUCUAGUAGAACCACAAAUAUGAGGGUCUCUUGAUUCUUUCAGGAUUUUUACUCCAUGUGAAAGAAAGUACAUUGCACUUGCCAAGAAAGUACAUUGCACUAA
Messenger RNA from Trichobilharzia regenti, 2102 nucleotides. The record is from the annotation of a GenBank genome assembly. NCBI's taxonomy places the organism in Eukaryota, Metazoa, Platyhelminthes, Trematoda, Strigeidida, Schistosomatidae.